Molecule: messenger RNA, 1463 nt
Organism: Morus notabilis
Lineage: Eukaryota; Viridiplantae; Streptophyta; Magnoliopsida; Rosales; Moraceae
Product: RNA-binding protein 38
Exons: 6
Coding region: 422-1252 (276 amino acids)
Molecular function (GO): RNA binding
Source: RefSeq, a predicted model, not a curated record
GAUUUUCCUCUCUAUCUCUCUCUCUCUCUCUCUCUUCCCCUAAUUCUCCUCCUGUGAGGCCAACGCAACUAAUAUUAGAUUAGCAACUUAGGAGCAAGCUAUCUAGGUUGUGGAUAGAGAGAGAGAGAGAGAGAGAGAGAGAGAGAGAGAGAGAGAGAGACAAAAAAUUACUAAAAUUAUGAUAAUAUGGAAGAUGAUCAGCAACGUUCAAAGAGUACUCCUAGGUGGUGGUGGAAGAGACCAUUCCAUGACUUAUUAUUAGUCGGUACUACUGCUGCUACUGCUUCUACUAUGUCUACUCUAUGAUCGGUACUAUUGCCAAGGAGCUGUUGAUCAUCAUCAUCAUCAUCAUCACCACCAUCAUCGUAUUAAAUAUUUCGCCCCAAAUAAUAUUGUCGUUUUUGAUGAGUAAUUAGAGGACAUGGCUAAUUACCCGCAUUACCGGUCACAGUUCGGAGAUACGACGUUCACCAAAGUGUUUGUUGGAGGCCUUGCCUGGGAAACUCCCACCGAUGAAAUGCGGAGUUAUUUCGAACAGUUCGGCGACAUUCUUGAAGCUGUUAUCAUCACCGAUAAGAACACUGGCAAAUCUAAAGGCUAUGGAUUCGUAACUUUUCGCGAUCCUGAAUCGGCGAGGAGGGCUUGCGCCAACCCAAAUCCAGUGAUUGAUGGAAGGAGAGCAAAUUGUAACAUCGCUUCAUUAGGGAGGCCUCGACCAUCGCCCCCACGAGGAAGAAAUCAAGGUGGCAGUCCCUUUCAGGGAGGGUCACCACAAGGUCAUGCUGUACCGAGUUACAGUGGAUCAGUCCCCGCGCCAUUACCGCCGCCGCCACCACCGCCCCCUCCAGUUAUCUAUCAACCAUACGCCUACCCAACCUACACACCAGCUGAUUAUGGGUAUCACCAAGCAAUGUAUAACCCACAAGUCCAACAGCCAGCACAGUACUACCAUCAACUGUACGGAACUGCAUCAUCUUCAACAAUGAAUACUCCAUACUACUACGGGUAUUCCUUGCAAUCUCCAAGAGGACCAUUUUCAACAGUGCCCCAGCCACAGCGUAUUGCUGGACCACCUUCAUAUCUCUACUACCCUAAUCCCCCUCACCACCUUGAAGGGUCAUUCUCUAGCUAUCCUUUUCAACCCACCACCACAAGGCAUCCUUUUCCCUCUCCCACUGAUUCACAGACUCAACAACGUGCCUCCACGGAAACAGAAGCUGGAGUCAGCACUUCGGAAAGUCCAAAUACCUAAAAGAAACCUUCCAUAUAUACAUGCUCUAAAAAGUUCCAGUUGUACAAUAAUCUCGUUGAAAUUAUUAGUUUUCAUCUCUUUCAAUCGUCUUUUUACCUAUUCUCAGCAUUUUAUUAAAAUUCUUUGGGUCCAAAGCUGUAACAUUCUGGCGAAACUGCUCCAAGAGACUACGACAUGUACCUUCUUCACAGCUUUGACAAGAAAAAGGAUA